AUGGAUCUUUUAGACCAAUUAGACGAUUUACAGACAAGAAAGACUGCUUAUAAGAAACAGAUUGAAAUUUUUGAUGAAGGACAUGACGUUCUUAAUGUUACUGGACAGGGCUUCCUCUUUGGUGCGUCUGUCUUGAGUAAGGUCAAGAGCAGACUUGAAGGCUUCCAUACUGAAAACACAAAAAGUUACAAGAGUAAGGGAUCAAUCUCAUUCGAUACUCAGCCUAUUGCAUGCUCUUACGACGGGGAGGAGUUAGAGACUGGUUUUGUUGAACAUUCGAAGGCUGAUUAUCCUAAUUCUAAUAAAAAUAUUCGUGCACGCAGGAGUUCCAAUCCAGUGGAAAUCAAGCUGAGCCCUUCUGAGACGGGAUCUGGGAAGACUAAGUCAACUGUUUACGGACCACCUUCAAAGGCAUACUAUAAUAGCAUUGAAACCCAGAAAAUAACCGAAAAUACUCAAGUUUCAUCCACACAAAAAAUAUCACAGUCGCAAUUCGAACAUGAAAGCACAUUAACAUCACAGGAUCUUGUUCAAACUCUUGUUGACUGUAAUUAUAAUCACAAUGAGGAUGUCCAGCUGCUACCCCAUGUGGUAGAAAAUGAGAAAACUCAAGAGACAGCACAGGAGAAAAUAGCGUCAAAGGAAUCACCGACGUCACAACCCGAAAACGAAAGUAAAAAUGUACUUGAUGCUUCGAAAAAAAAAAUUCUUCAUUCAGUCCAAUUAAAAAGCUUUUCUAAGGAUGCUUUUCUCAAGAAGUUUGAUGAGUUCAGCGAUGAGUCCGAUGAGUCUGAUGGGUUCGAAGAAAAAGACAUCUCUGGCUGUUCUCAUACUAUACAGGAUAUGCCAAACGCAAAGGCUUUGAACUACACUGAACGCACAUCUACAGUUUGUAGCGCCACUUUAUUUGAUCAAAGUGAUAAGUGCAAAAGUAACAAGCCUCUAGGGCUAUACAAAUUUCGUUUGAGAGAUGCGAUGUCUAUGAGCCCCACCAUUGCUUUGGAUAGUGACUCAGAUACGGAUUCUGGAGAUAACAUGCCAACUAUGGGGAGUAAGGUAGCCGUUUUGGAGUUAAGAACCCGUCUUUCUAGAAGGCAGAGGAAUGCAAAAGCGACAAGUAAAACUAACAACGUACAGAAUACAUCCUUGAAGGGAUUGUUUCAAGCUCUAAAAAAGGCAAACAAAAACCAAAUUCUGGAGAAGAGACAGGAUCUAUUUAAGCAGAAGGGUCUGAACUUAGAAGAGAUUGAAAAGGAAAAAGAAAGUGUUGUUAAUCUUCUUGAACAAGAAAUCGCACGGAACAAAAGAAUUAGGCUAAAAGAAAAACAAAAGGAAGCUUUAAAUACUUUCCAAGCUGAAGAUGAAACUUUCUGUGAUGCAAGCAUUGGGAGCGAGGAUCUUCUUUCCGAUUACCUGUCAAAUGGCUCGGCAAGCGAUAGUCCAUCAUCUGAGGAAGAGAAUGAAGAACAGGAUAGCAACCAAAUAGACGUCAGAAACAUGACUCCUGAGUUUAAAAAGGAAAAUGAAGAAAAGGACGAAGAGGAUGACUUGAUUUUGGUCCGAGGUAGAAGGGCUCCCAGAAUUUUGAUGGAUCUUCAGUCUGACGAUGACACUGAUAGUGAGAGGAAGAACAUCAUUAAUCUUGGAACCUAUGGCGACAAUAUAAGCUCCGCGACUCAGGACAAGGAGGCCGAAGCAAAAAUCCCCGACUUAUCCCAGAAGUGGCCUGUGGAUGAGCUUAGAGAUAGUUUGGCACUCAAUGGCAAGGGCGCUCCACUACUUGCAAAUAAUUAUAAUACUUCACAUUCACAAGUUGAGUUGCCUAAAAAUGAAAGGCUCACCGAUUCUGAUAAUAUGGAAGAAGAACUUCAUGCGAAGAGAAUAAAAAAAAUACUACGAAGAAAUGCUAUCAAAGAACUACGAGCAAGGAAGAAAAAGCAGGAGAUGCGCAAAAGUGGAAUUCAUAAUAUGGUUGAAGUUGAAGCACAAGAGUCUGAGGAUGAAUGGUUUGGGGUUGGCGGGGCUGAUGGGGAGGUCACUGAUGAGUAUGACUCUGAAAUAGAAGGUAUGAUUGAUGAUUACACUAGAUUUAAUUUCAAUCCAGAUGAAAUAAGACAAAGGCUCAUGGAGGAGGACAAAGCAUACGAUCAAAAUAUGGUUAACAGGAUCUUGCAUGAUAUUAAAAAUGGUGGAUUUCGAAAAAGAGGGAAAAGCGCUUUAGAUCUCGAGCUCAGUGAUGGCGAAGAUGAUGAGCUUAAAAAGUACCAUGUGAAAAGAAGAGAGCUUCUAAAAAGGAAGGCUUUGGAAACCGAUGAUGCAGGUACUUUAGCUGCCAAUCCAAGGGCACAAUCUUUCUUUGAAAGCAUGAUAGAAGAUUUUGUCGAUCUUCAAGAGUUAUCUGGUUUAAAGAAAAAAGAAGACGGGGAUGAGAGCCCGAGCAGGAACAACGAUGAAAUUCACGAAAGGGAAUUUGAUGAUAGGAAAACUGUAAUAUCUCAGGAAUUUGUGCAGAGGACGCUUUCAUUUCUGAAUAGCAAGGAAGAAAUGGAAGUACAGUAUGAAUCCGUUUUAUCUGCAGAAGCCCAAAGUGCUCGAAAUACGUCUGCAGAAGAGGAAGACUUUGCCACUUUGAAACAGAGAUCAUAUAUAAAAAACCUGCAUAUUCCUGAAGCUUCUUCUGAAUCUGUCGAAUCUACGGUUGAUGAUGAUAUUUUUGCUGGAAGUUUCCAGACAACUUACGGGAAGAUUUUUGGACGCAGAAAUGAUGAGAAUGAAAAAUUCAAAGAAGGCAUGAAGACCGUGAAGGCAUUGAAUUCUUAUAAAAACGCAAGAUCAUCGAAAUCUUCAAUUACCUACUUACGAAGAUCAAGGAAAUUAAUUCCAAAACGAAGCUCCAAACAUAAGAUUCCAAGGAGGAUAUCUAAUCUGCGGAACUCUUCAAUCAUUUUUGCGAAUGAAGAGAAAAGUUUUGAAAACUAG
This is a messenger RNA of Lachancea fermentati, 2979 nucleotides long. The record is from the annotation of a GenBank genome assembly. NCBI's taxonomy places the organism in Eukaryota, Fungi, Ascomycota, Saccharomycetes, Saccharomycetales, Saccharomycetaceae.